UAUUAUAUUUGGUAUAUUUUGAAUUUCUACGUGAUAUUAGUCAUGUUUAAUGCCGGGUGUAAUUUUUAUUUAAUUAUGGUUUUAAACUUAUUAUUACCUUCAGUAAAUUUGUUAGAAUAUGAAAAUGUGUGUUUUAAAAAUGAAGACAGUUGUAAAGAAACUACCAGACGUUAUCUUCUAUACGAUGUGAAUAGACCCGAAGGUUUUAAUUUAAGAAGGGACGUUUAUAUGCGUUUAGCAGUUUUAUUUCAAAAUUUACAAACCUCCCCCGAUUUAAAUAAUUUUGUAUUAGUAUUACCCCCUUGGUCGAAUUUGGUACAUUGGUCGUACAGCGAUAUCCCCGAACAAAUCCCCUGGGGGUAUUAUUUUGAUUUAGAUAGUUUAAAAUUAUUCGCCCCAGUUAUAGAAAUGCACGAGUUUUUUCAUAGUUAUCCAUAUAAAUUUUCCAAAAUUACAAUCGACGAAGUUUAUAAUCUACAACAUUUCGAAAAUAUGUUCGAAACGGGGGAUUUUAGGGAUCGAAUGGAAAUAUCCCCUUGCCGAAAUAAAAACGAUAACAAUUAUUUUUUUUAUAAAAACGUAUCUAGUGCCAACGUAAAAUGUUUGUCGUACCACGGCCCGGCUACUAAACUGAUCGAAUUGCUUCGAAAUACAACAGCAAAAACUAUUUUAAUAAAUCACGCCGAGGUUGUUCUACAUGAUACGUUCGGUAACGCUAAAUAUUGGCAAGCGAGACGAAGUAUGCGAUUCAAUACCGAUUUAAAACGAAUUUCGGCCGAAUUUAGAAGAAAUUAUCUAAAUUCCGACGAUGUAAAUGAUAAAAUUGUCCUACCGGAAACGUGGAUCAAAGAAAAACCUAGAAGGGACGCUAUAGGAGGCCCUUAUGUCGCAGUACAUCUCCGGAGGAGGGAUUUUGUUCGAAGUAGACCCACUGAGGUGCCAGGUUUACAAAAUGCCGCAGUACAAAUCAAAACCGUGCUUAAAAAUUUGGGUUUGAGUACGGUUUUUGUAGCUACUGAUGGUACUGAAGCAGAAUUUGGGGAAUUGGAGCGUUUGAUGGGGGGUUAUAAAGUCAUGAGAUUUGUACCUCCGUUGGAUUUUAUGGAGAAGUAUAAGGACGGCGGAGCGGCGAUUGUGGAUCAGAUUAUUUGUUCUUGUGCGAGAUAUUUCGUUGGUACUCACGAGAGUACGUUUACUUUUCGUAUACAGGAGGAGAGGGAGAUUAUGGGGUUUCCCGUCGAUAGUACUUUUAAUGUUUUUUGUUCGGAGAGCGGCUGCCCCACGCCUUCUGUUUGGAAAAUUGUUUUUUGAUAGAUAGAGGACGCCACGUUGACUAUUCUCAGGUACACUAGCGAGAUCUGUAUCCUUAUCGACGAACUAUCUCUAGUUCGUGAUUUUAGCAGUAGAGGGCGUUACCCCUAUUUAUUCGACAUUUAGAGGAUCUAGAUGAUUACGAAGAUGAGAAAAAAAUAUGAAAAAACUACAAAUUAACGAAAAUAAUUUUAUUGUAUGCAAAAUUAUACACAACAAAUAAAUAUAAAUAAAUACAUAAAAUAAUAGAAACUAUGAUUUUUAUAAACAUAAA
This is a messenger RNA of Diorhabda sublineata, 1585 nucleotides long. Its product is annotated as GDP-fucose protein O-fucosyltransferase 2. Gene Ontology annotation, biological process: protein O-linked glycosylation via fucose. Gene Ontology annotation, molecular function: peptide-O-fucosyltransferase activity. Bases 43 to 1311 code for a protein of 422 amino acids. The record is from RefSeq and is a predicted model, not a curated record. The transcript is spliced from 7 exons. Lineage: Eukaryota; Metazoa; Arthropoda; Insecta; Coleoptera; Chrysomelidae.